AUGGCAGUGAUUGGUUCCAUUGAUGAACGUACAAGCUUACCAGUCUCUAUCACUAUGGCAGUGAUUGGUUCCAUAGAUGAACUGGUUGUGCUGGGUGCCUUUGGUGUCCUAAUGAUGGCUGCGUCGGCCCCACCCAACUACUCUGAACUACACGCCGACAAUGGCAAAGGCGCCAAGAAAGUGCUGUGGCGCAAACGGUCCAAACUCCCCAUUCGCCAGCACGUGGCCACCGCGGGGACAGGCCGGCGAAUGAAUCUCUACAACCACGCACACAACACCCAACACACCCACGUACACACCACACCGUCACUAGCAAGCAUGCGCCCCCACGCCCCUCCCUCGUCGGCUGUGGAUAUGCUGAGUGAUGUGACGAGUGCCCUGCAACGCGAUCUCAGCGCCAGCUACACGUCAGGAGGUGGACACAGAAGCAUGGACAUGGACAUGGACGCUCUGGGCAUGUGCGACACAGACGGGUACGAGGAAGAAGAAGGCAGCUCCAAGACUAACCUCUACUCGGAAUCAGAGGAGCUUGAAAUAGGUGGGUGGGUGAGUGGGUGUGUGGCUGUUAUGGGUGGGUGA
Molecule: messenger RNA, 579 nt
Organism: Sphaeroforma arctica JP610
Lineage: Eukaryota; Ichthyosporea; Ichthyophonida
Exons: 3
Coding region: 1-579 (192 amino acids)
Source: RefSeq, a predicted model, not a curated record